AUGCAAUUUAAGGGAAAUGAGGCCAUCCAAAUAGAUCGCAGUCAGAUCGAGCGCAUGGUCGGCGAUCUUGAGAAGGCCCCGCCGCCUCCAGUCGACGCGCCACCAGCCCCUCAGUUGCCGUACUGGUUCACCACUGAGUGUCGCAACAAUCUAGUGAACUGCGACGUGCCUGCGAUGGCUGUUCCAAGUGCUCCGUCGCCAAUUCCGCCGCCACUUCCGAUGCCUGACCUCAAGCAACAACUCAAGGCGCAGCUCGAAUAUUAUUUCUCAAGAGAAAAUCUAAUUACCGAUCGAUAUUUGCGAUGCCAAAUGGAUGCUGACCAAUUCGUUCCAAUUUCCAUUAUUGCCGGAUUUCGGAAGAUUGUUCAACUUACCAGUGAUUACAAUCUUAUUUUGCAAGUGUUGCGAGAAUCGAAUCAGGUGGAAGUGGAUGAGCGCGGCGAAAAAGUUCGUUCUGUAUGCCGACGGUGCACUAUCAUUCUGAGGGAGAUCAGUGAAGAACACAGAGAGGAAGUCGAGAAGAUGCUUUCCGGUGGUCCACCCUACGUCGAUCUGAAGUACGGUUUGAACAACAGUUGGUACGUCACCUUUGACAAUGAAGAGACCACACAACAGGCCUAUCUUCACCUUCAAAAUAUGGACAUUACCUUUAAUAAUAAGCCAAUAUGUGUUCGAAUAAAAGCGGGAGGUCCACCAAGUGAUCUGCCUCCAAUCGACAGAGUGCCCACGCAGAUGCCGGAACCUAUAGCUGCUGAGCCACAGUUAUACACUCCGCUCUUCGAAUUGGGGCAACUACUAGCCAGUUAUGGUUAUGUGCCAAGAGCAACGUUUCGACCUGGUGCCACCGUCGUUCAUGUACAGGACGAAGCUCGACAACGAAUGAAUAGGCAUGGCCAGCCUUCACAUCAAAGAAAUCAACAUGCGCGCUCUGCACGGACAUAUACACCGGGAACGAAUGGCUAUGCAAUGCAUUCGAAUGGAGCGAUUCCAUCACACUCGUCGGCCGUAAUCAAUGGAACUAUUCCAUCAACGUCUCAUUACGGUGGAAUGGAACGACGACACUUCCGCGAGCAAACGUCACAACGAGGUGGUCGUGGAUCCGCAAGUGGAGGUGGACCUCGUCGUGGAACCGGUGAACGGUCCUAUCAUCAAGGUGGUCGUCGAAACGGCGGUGCUAACGGCUCGAAUCAGGACACCCGUCGUCGUAGCGAUUACUGCAACGGAGGGACAGGAGCAGGAGCUGGAGGUGUUGGUGGCGGAGGAAAUACGAACAAUGGUCCUGCGCUAAGCGUCUCUACGGGGAAUAUUGCCGCUGCAGCUGCAGGUUCAUCGAAUACGUUGCAAAUUGAGAGGUUCGCUUUUUCUUCUUCUUCGCUCAUAAUUGGGUUAUUGCUAGUGAGCCCUGAUGUUUCUAUUUCCUUGUUUGACAAGCACACUCUUGAUGUAUUCUGCGUACGUUGCUUUAGGCCACGGUAUAAUAGUUUCCGUCGAGAGCGGAAUGCCGAUAGCGAUCACUUCUCCACAAAUGACACUUCAAACACAUCCUCAGGGAAGGGGCGUCGUUGGGAGAUGGAUAGUGAGAAUGGAAGCGAUGGACAUGCGGAUAGAAAGGCGUCUUCUCAAAGUGGAUGUUCUGCAUAUUCUUUUGAAGAGAGAGCGUUCCCGUCAUUAUCAGAGCCGAAACCGGAGCCCGAGAAACCGGUGGAAAAACCAUCGUUCAGUUGCGUGGCUGCUGGGAAACGAUAUGCGAAACCGGAGCCGAGAAAGAGUUAUGCGGAGAAAUUGAAGGAGAAGACAGCGAAAGCCUAG
This is a messenger RNA of Ostertagia ostertagi, 1809 nucleotides long. The record is from the annotation of a GenBank genome assembly. Lineage: Eukaryota; Metazoa; Nematoda; Chromadorea; Rhabditida; Trichostrongylidae.